This is a messenger RNA of Epithele typhae, 1017 nucleotides long. RefSeq lists its product as uncharacterized. Bases 1 to 1017 code for a protein of 338 amino acids. The record is from RefSeq and is a predicted model, not a curated record. The transcript is spliced from 3 exons. NCBI's taxonomy places the organism in Eukaryota, Fungi, Basidiomycota, Agaricomycetes, Polyporales, Epitheliaceae.
AUGUUUGCCCGCAAGAACACCAAGGUCGCUCUCACAUUCUUUUGCCUCGUCGUCGCCCUGGGCUUGGCCACUGUUGUCGAGGCGAACUCGCUCGUUCAUCCUUCCCGCGACCAUGUCGAUAUCUCCCGCCGAAUGGUGAAGAAGCGCGCCGACGGCGGCGCCCUCGCCAGCAUCUUCAACCCGGUCCUCGGCGGCGAGGGACCCCACUGCCUCCCUCUCGUCCAGCUCAAUCUCACAGGUUCGACGGGCUCGACCACGACCUCUGGGACGGAUUUGAUGUUCAUUGCGCCUACUCAGACGACCUCUGGGUCGAGCACUACUACUACCGGUACGAGCUCCGCCACGAGCCUUACGUCGUCCUCCACCACGAGCGGGUCUUCCUCCUCGACCGUCUCCACGUCCAGUACUUCGUCGUUGUCACCCACUUCCGCCCCGGAGAACCCCGCUACAUCGGCGGCUGAUAAUACCCAGCCUUCUGCCAACCGCAGCACGGCCACUAUUACGAGCGUCGUUCCGGGCUCCACAUCCUCGUCUCCCUCGUCCAACAACCAGACCACCAGCGCUUCGACCGACUCCAAGAAGAUAACAACAGCGACGCUCACCGUGAUCGUCGCUGUUGCGGCCUCCGUCGGUGCUGUCGCGCUCGCUUGGACCCUCUUCCGCAAGUGGAAGCUCCGCCCGUCGUCCAACUUUGAUGACCGCAUGCAACCCAUCGACUGGCAGCCCACCACCAACGACGACUCAGGCCUCCCCACCCACCGCCGCACCAACUCGAACGCCUCCCACGGUUCAUUCCAUUCUUCAACCCACCACGGCACGAACGCCUCUUCGCUCCCCGAACACGACUUCACUGCUGGACCGGCCACCCUGGCGCCCGUGGGUGGUUACGCUGAUCUCCAGCGUGGCCCCAGCCCGGGCCCGCAGAUGGGCGAGCUUAACCGUGGCCCGAGCUUCAACCACGGUGGUACGGCUAUGGGGCGCGCUACUAGACCACCCUCUCGUUGGACUGCUCCGUGA